Menidia menidia (Atlantic silverside) is the source of this 2919-nucleotide messenger RNA. NCBI's taxonomy places the organism in Eukaryota, Metazoa, Chordata, Actinopteri, Atheriniformes, Atherinopsidae. The record is from the annotation of a GenBank genome assembly.
AUGUUGGCUGCCACGGUAACAACGGCACUGAUCUAUUUCGUGGUUCAAAGCACUGAAAGUGUGGAAUUCGGUGCUAGAUGCUGGGAUGAGCAAGAGGCCGAAGCUGGAGGGAACAUCACCUGCAUGGCCUCACAGCCGUUCCUGAUAUUCGGCCAUGGCAAAUCCAUUCAUCGGAUGGGCCUGGAUGGCAGGAAUCACAGAAGGCUUGUGGCAGGUGUGGGAGGCUCCAUCCUGCUCGACUUUCAUUUCAAAGAAGAGAGAAUUUACUGGGCCGACAAACGCACGGGGGUCAUCUACAAAGCAUCUGUGAAAGGAGCACACAGACAGAAACUUUAUUCUUUUGACAAACACAUCUCAGGCCUGGCAGUGGACUGGAUUUGGAACAGUGUCUAUUGGACAAGCAGAGAGAAGGGAGAAAUAAAAAGAAUUGAUAUAGAUGGGGAAAACGAGAGGACCAUCUUAAGACACUUAAACCAGCCAAGCUCGAUAAACAUUGACCCGUCAAACAGGCUUUUGUUUUGGCUGUCUGGUGGAAUGAUUUCAAGCAUCCAACGUUCUAAUGUCGCUGGGGGGAAGAAAAUCACAAUAAUCAAGAUAGAAGAGCAACUCCAAGCGCUGUCGAUUGACCGGGAAGAAAAAAGGCUGUUCUGGGCUCAGUUUGGUCUGCAAGGAGAAAGCUCCAUCUCCUCCUGCGAUUACAACGGAAAUGUCCUACACAUCAUGGGUCAGCCUCUACGAUCUCAAUCACUUGGCAUCUCAGUUUUCCGGGAGCACCUCUACUACACCGAUGCCGUGUCUCGGGCCAUAAAACAAGUGAACAAGUACACUGGUGGGGCGCCGGUAGAAGUAAAUAUGAAGCAAAUGGCAAGGCCUCCCGUUGACAUCAAAGUAGUGCAUCCUCUUAACCAGCCAAUGGCCGAAUACCUGUCGCCGUUUCCAGGCUGCGAUGAACAGAGUGGGAACUGUGUUAAUGUGUGCUCCAGUCUAGCGGAACAAGGGGUUUGCCAAUGCAGGGAGGGCUUUGCUCUUAGUAAGCACGGCACCCACUGUCAAGAUGUGAAUGAAUGUGCCCAUUGGAACCACGGCUGCUCUCUGGGUUGUGAAAACAUCCCAGGCUCCUAUUUCUGCACCUGCCCCAAAGGAUACGCCCUUUUACCAGACAGGAAGACAUGCACAGAAAUCAUACCAUGUGAUGACAACAUGACAAAAUGUGGCCAUGGAUGCCUGGCAACGGAAAAUGGUGCCGUCUGCGUUUGCCCUGAGGGAACAAUUCUACAGGAGGAUGGACAAGCGUGCACUGGGUGCUCAGCGGCAGACAGAGGAGGCUGCAGUCAGGUCUGCACCCCCACCGCCCCGGGGGGGUGGACGUGUGGCUGUCUGCCUGGCUACCAGCUCCACCAAGAUGGCAAACGCUGCAUUGCAACCGGACCUCCGCCCUAUCUGCUGGUUGCAAACCUGGUAGACGUGAGACGAAUCAACCCCGACGGCACAGAAGAUCAAACCCUGGUGAAGGAGCCUCGAGGAACCAUCCUAGCUUUGGAUUACGACCCUGUCCAGAAUUAUGUGUACUUUGCUAGUGGGAGCCAAAAGACCAUUGAGCGGGUCGACUUAAACGGGGGGUCAAGAGAUGUUCUCAUCUCCAGCGGAUUGGUUUCUCCAGAGGGACUGACCAUCGACUGGGUCCACCGCAGAAUGUACUGGACAGACAAAAGCAAGUCGACCGUUGACUGCAGCUCUCUGUCUGGACUGCACAGAAAAACUGUUGUGAGAGAAGGACUGGAUAAACCAAGAGGAAUUGCCGUUCAUCCUUUGGCAAAGAAGGUGUUCUGGACUGACGUAGGGGUGCGGCCUGCGGUGGAGUGCGCCUCUCUGGAGGGGGGGGAUCGGGCCGUCGUCGCGGGCUCCAGCCUGGUGUCCCCCACCGGCCUCACCAUCGAUUUCACCGAGGAUCGACUCUUCUGGUGCGACCAGACCAGAGGGCGGGUGGAAACCGCUGCCUUGGACGGGUCAGAUCGACGGAUCCUGUUAGAGAACCAAGUAGGUCGUCCUUUUGACCUGGCCGUGUUUGAGGACAGGCUCUGGAUCACAGACUGGGAGCACCAGCAGCUGAGGAGCGUACACAAGCGCACUGGGAAGAGACUCCAGUGGAUCCACGGCCGCGUGGUCCAGCCGGGGUCAGUGGUGGUGGUGCACCCACUCGCCAAACCAGGGGCGAACUUUUGCCUUCACCGGAACGGAGGCUGUGCUCAGGUGUGUGAAAGCAAAGUGGGAUUGGCCCAGUGCUCCUGUCUGCCCCGCUACAGCCUGUCCACGGACGGGAAAAGCUGCUCGUCCGCCCACGGUUCAGAUGUCACAACAGACUCUGGAGGAACCCAAGCUCCUCAUUUUACAUUUAUCAAUGAGACCACAACACUGACAACGCACGGGUUUAGAGCUGAUAAGGAGAGGGAAGAUUUCCACUCAGAUGGAAGUGAUGAGCCAGUUCUCUACACGGAUAAGAUGAUUUCAGACCAGAAUGAGUGCUACUCACUUCGAUGUGAUGUAAAUGCACAGUGUGUGCUGGAUGCUGGCAGCCAUGUUUGUUUAUGUCUGGAGGGAUACGCAGGAAAUGGGCAGACGUGUGACGAUAUUGAUGAGUGUAGACUGGGAAGUCACAACUGUGAUAAACAUGCAGAAUGCCAGAACACUGCAGGGAAGUUUCUCUGCAAGUGUCAGGCUGGAUACCAUGGCAACGGGCAGAAAUGUCAAGAGCUGGAGACCAAAUCACCGUGGGUGACUCCGAGAAGCCCCGUGGACGUCACCACCCGCCAUCACAACAGCAACUCCAUAGAAAAGUGUCCCUCCAGCCACGAGGCCUACUGUUUGUACCAGGGGGUGUGCCUCUACUUUCCUGAGAUGGAGUCCUACGCCUGCAAGUAA